This is a messenger RNA of Andrographis paniculata, 1352 nucleotides long. RefSeq names its product probable UDP-arabinopyranose mutase 1. Gene Ontology annotation, molecular function: UDP-arabinopyranose mutase activity. Lineage: Eukaryota; Viridiplantae; Streptophyta; Magnoliopsida; Lamiales; Acanthaceae. Bases 86 to 1168 code for a protein of 360 amino acids. Gene Ontology annotation, biological process: UDP-L-arabinose metabolic process; plant-type cell wall biogenesis. The transcript has 4 exons. Gene Ontology annotation, cellular component: Golgi apparatus; cytosol. The record is from RefSeq and is a predicted model, not a curated record.
CCGCGCUUUCUUCAAUUCCGCCGUACCAAAACCUAAAUUCCCAAAUUGACGUUGAAGAAGGAAGAAAUUCUCUGAAUUCUCAGCAAUGGCAGUCUCGACAUCCUCGACGCCGCUGCUGAAGGAUGAGCUCGACAUAGUGAUUCCGACGAUCAGGAACUUGGACUUUUUGGAGAUGUGGCGGCCGUUCUUCCAGCCGUAUCACCUCAUCAUAGUGCAGGACGGCGAUCCGUCGAAGACGAUCAAGGUGCCUGAGGGAUUUGAUUACGAGUUGUACAAUAGGAACGACAUUAACAGGAUUUUAGGUCCCAAGGCCAACUGCAUUUCCUUCAAGGACUCUGCUUGCCGCUGCUUUGGCUACAUGGUUUCGAAGAAGAAGUACAUCUACACUAUUGACGAUGAUUGCUUUGUUGCGAAAGAUCCAUCCGGCAAAGAAAUCAAUGCUCUCCAGCAGCACAUUAAGAACCUCCUGUCCCCAUCCACUCCGUAUUUCUUCAACACCCUUUACGACCCGUAUUGUGAAGGCACCGACUUUGUUCGUGGAUACCCCUUCAGCCUCCGUGGGGGCGUCCCGACUGCUGUCUCGCAUGGCCUCUGGCUCAACAUUCCCGACUACGAUGCUCCAACUCAACUCGUCAAACCUCGUGAGAGGAACACAAGGUACGUCGACGCAGUAAUGACGAUCCCAAAGGGAACUCUUUUCCCAAUGUGUGGAAUGAAUCUCGCUUUCAACCGCGAGCUAAUCGGUCCGGCCAUGUACUUCGGUCUAAUGGGCGACGGCCAGCCAAUCGGUCGAUACGACGACAUGUGGGCGGGGUGGUGCGUCAAGGUGAUCUGCGACCACUUGGGGCUCGGCGUCAAAACAGGGCUGCCGUACAUUUGGCACAGCAAAGCGAGCAACCCGUUCGUAAACCUGAAGAAGGAAUACAAAGGCAUAUACUGGCAAGAAGAGCUGAUCCCGUUCUUCCAAUCGGUAACUCUCCCGAAGGACUGCGACACCAUCCAGAAAUGCUACGUCGAGCUCUCCAAGCAAGUCAAGGCCAAGCUCGGCAAGGUCGACGAAUACUUCGUCAAGCUUGGGGAUGCCAUGGUUACGUGGAUCGAGGCGUGGGACGAGCUCAACCCCUCGAAUGGCAGCACCGCCGCUGACGCCGCCGGCGCCGCCAAGUAGGGAGGUAAGAAGGAAGGUAAUUUAUUGCAACGGUUUAUAUAUAUAUAGUUAUUUGGGAAGAUGAGGAUGGAUGAGAUUUAAAAUUUGUUUUUGGGAUCUUAGAUUUAUUUGUUGUCUCAUUAUGUGAGUUGGAAACUUAUUAUUAUUAUUAUUAUUAUUAUUGUUAUUAUGGUCUUUCAUAGUA